GCGGAGGGAGACGUCAUUGCAGGGUUGUUUGUGCAGCCUCGGCGGCGGCGGUGACCCUCAGUGAUUCGGCCGCCGCGCCGGGGGGUGGGGGGGCUGCGCGGGACUCUUUUCUUUCAGACUGACCGCGGGGCAGCUGGGGAGCAUGUCGACUCCGGCCCGGAGGAGGCUCAUGCGGGAUUUCAAGCGGUUGCAAGAGGACCCACCUGUGGGUGUCAGUGGUGCACCAUCUGAAAACAACAUUAUGCAGUGGAAUGCAGUUAUAUUUGGACCAGAAGGGACACCCUUUGAAGAUGGUACUUUUAAACUAGUAAUAGAAUUUUCUGAAGAGUAUCCAAAUAAACCACCAACUGUUAGGUUUUUAUCCAAAAUGUUUCAUCCAAAUGUGUAUGCUGAUGGUAGCAUAUGUUUAGAUAUCCUUCAGAAUCGAUGGAGUCCAACAUAUGAUGUAUCUUCUAUCUUAACAUCAAUUCAGUCUCUGCUGGAUGAACCAAAUCCAAACAGUCCAGCCAAUAGCCAGGCAGCACAGCUUUAUCAGGAAAACAAACGAGAAUAUGAGAAAAGAGUUUCGGCCAUUGUUGAACAAAGCUGGAAUGAUUCAUAAUAGACAACUGGUGAUGUAUUCUUGUUACCCCUGCCGCCUCAGCUGGUCCUGUCUGUGGGCAAGGCUUCAGGCCCACCUCCCUCCCUGACAAGACCACAUACGCGAAGGACUCUGCCCCUAAUGCUGACAUUGUGAGAAAAACUAAACCAAAAUGAGAAAGGCAGCCAACAUACUGCCACCCUUGGACAUGAAAGUCCUAACUUGGAAGGAACAGAGUAAACUUUGGGAAGAAACAGAACCUCAUCGGGCUUUUCACUUAAAUAAAUGAAUAAAUAGGCUCUUUCACUUGCUUGUUCUUUACUUUAAUGAAAAGCAAGCCUAGAGAGAUUCUUUUUCUUCCCCAAGGAAUAUGAAUGAAAAAUAUAUAUGUAAAAUAAAGUUUUAAAAUAUAUUGUUAUAGAUGUAAUACAUAUUUUAUAUUUAUUUUCUAUAUAUAGAAAUACAUAUAUAAUCUCCAUGAGGGCAAAUUUUUUAGUGCACAUUCAGUAUUCAUUAAAGGAAGCAAUUUCCAUAUGACCACAAUCUGCUUGAGUUCUAAAACCCUUGCCUCUUAAGAUUUGUGUUUAGUCUUAAUCCUACAGAACCAAAAGGUGUCCCUUAACUAGUCAAGGAUAAGAGCCAUGACUAGAUGACAUGAUACCUAGACUACAGUCCUCAGAUUCCAGAAGUUGAAUCUCCAGACAAAAAGGUACCCAGCAGAGAUUUGAGCUGAGCAACAGAGAAACACCAAGUUACCUGACAUUUAGAAUAAUAUAAAUUUCAUUUCAGAUGUGACAAUGUGUAUUUUCAGUGCCCUUUACUACAAAUAGCAAUGCCUCAGAGGAUGGGCAGUGAUAAUGAAUCCUCCCCAGUGCCCAUAGAAUAGGUAAGCCUCAGGUCCGCAUGUAUCUUGGAAAAUCCUUGCCUCCACAAUGGUAGACAAUUCAUCAGGUGGGCUAUAAACUCUAUAAAGAAUACUGUAAAAAGCAAUUUUCUGGUUAAUAUAAAAGGGUAUCACAGUUAACUGAGCACCCUAAACUGUACUGUUAGUACUUGCUCCUCAGAGUCUUAAGACUAAAGUCAUUAACAGAAAGGAUGCUCUGUAGUUUUUACUUGAGGGUAACAGUUUACCGUGUCCCCUCCUAUGAUCUCAUGUGAUUCUUACACCGUGCUGGACAGCACUGCAUAUAUCAAGGCCAGUAUCUUGCAGUGAGCUCCAGCUUCAGCAUAAGAGUGGGCCAUUUUGCCUACACUACAAGGACUGCUGCAAUGCAAAAAUUUAGAUUUCUAUGCCACUUUCUAUUCUAAAAAAACAAAGGAUGAAACUUUAAAAUACUGCUUAAUUUUAUAGAUGAGAUAGCUACAAAAUUUUUAAAAAGAUAAGAAGAAAGACAGCUUACGCUGAGGAAAUGUUGAGAAAAUCCAUUAGAAAAUGGUUAUCAGAAAAUCUGCUUUUGAUUAACUAGAGACACUGAAGAAGAAUGGGGGAGGGGAACAUGCAAUGAGCACACAAUUUAAGCUUGCUUUAUGCAAUGGAUACAUUCCUGACAGGAUACUAUUAUUUUAAUAGGGCACUGUAUCUUAGAAAAUAGGAUCUGUGAUGAGAAACCUGUGAAAGAUGCAUUUUAAAAGUGAACAGCCCCACUCUGAUAUUUCUCAACUUGUAAGUUUGGUUUUUAAGCCUCACAAAUCUGUGUAGGUAACCAGAAUAGAAAGAGGCUAGGCCACAUUCGAGGAAGAGGCUGAGGCUCACUGAGCACUGGCUUAUCACUGCAAUAUCUUUUGUCUUUCGCGGCAGUUCUUCUGCAUUUCUAUGACCUCCAUUUCCCAGGUAAGGCUAGGGAGACAAGUGGCUUGCCCGAUUAAAUCAGAGAUCCUGACCUCACUUGGCCUACCCUAGUGAUUUGCUACCGAUUAGAGCCAGAAGCUGCAGAGAUGCGGCCCAUCCAAGGUGUGAUACUUGUCCUUAGGCUUGAGCAGUGGGUGAGAGGCAUCUCACUUGUCUUUUCUUAGGCAUCAUGCUCCCACAGCCAGCUCUCCUCUUCAACAUUCCUGUUUUUUUAGUUAUCUGGGUUUACCGGUAUGUUCAGCUAAGACAGUGUCCACUGUCUUAUUCACCAUUAUCCCAAAUACCAAGCCCAGUGAUGAGUGAAUUCUGCUGUGACUGUUAUAUUGCUGACCCCAAAUGAAGUCCCUCUCUCAGUAUUUAUGCCUGGAGGUAAGUUCUUAAUGGUGGGUAUUAAGUAAAUAGAGGGCUUCUGGCUAGCUCAGUUGGUAGUGCAUGCAACUCUUGAUCUCAAGGUUGUUUAAGUUUGAGCCCCAAAUUAGGUGAAGCGAUUACUUAAACAUGAAAUCUUAGGGACACCUGGGUGGCUCAGUCAGUGAAGCAUUUCCCUUCAGCUCAAUCCAGAGUUCUGGGAUCAAAUCCUGCAUCAGGCUCCUCACUCAGCAGGGAAGCCUGCUUCUCCCUCUGCCUGCUGCUCUUACUGGUGCUCUAACAAAUAAAAUCUUUAAAAAAUAUUUUUUUUUAAUAAAAUAAAAUCUUAAAAAACCAAUGAAUGAGAAGAAGAGGGAGAGGUUAAAGAACAGAUACAUUAGGGACGCCUAGGUGGCUCAGUUGGUUAAGCGGCUGCCUUCGGCUUGGGUCAUGAUCCCAGCAUCCUGGGAUCGAGUCCCACAUCAGUCUCUCCGCUGCUUCUCCCUCUGCCUCUGCCCGCCACUCUGUCUGCCUGUGCCCACUCUCUCUGACAAAUAAAAUUUUUAAAAAAGAAAAGAAAAGAGAUAGAUAGCAUUGCAUUAAACAAGUAUUUCUUCAGGGGCUAUAUGCAAGGCAAUUCCUUAAGUCUAGAAGACCAAAACCUUCAGGGUCCCUGUAGAAAAAAAUAAUGUGGGCUUUACUCAGCUGCCUGGGAGACCCUCAAAAAAAUGUAUAGGUCACCUAGGCUGCCUGGACCAAGCUAUGGCAUGUGAUGUCCAUUUUAAAAUAAGGCCAGGUGACUUUUUAUAAACUGCCCUCUUCCCAUGAGCUAGUAGGUACCUGAGACCUAUAAUUUAAUUCUCACUCAUCUCUUAAAAAAAAAAGAUGAGUGUGUGUGGCCAGUGGACAUAAAGAUAGCAUAAACUUCACAACGAAAUAAGGAUAUUGGGCCACCUAGGUGGUUCAGUCAGUAGAAGUGCCUUUGACUCGGGUCAUGAUCUCAGGAUCCUGGGAUCAAGCCCUGAGUCGGGCUCCCUGCUUGGAGUCUCCUUGUCCCUCUUCCUUCUGCCCCCCCCCUCAUGCUCUCCUCUCAAAUAAAUAAAAUCUCUUUUUAAGAUUUUAUUUGACAGAGAGAGGGUGAUAAAGCACAAAGGGGGAGCAGGAGAGAGAGAGGGAGAUACCGGGUCUCUGCUAAGCAGGGAGCCCGAUGCAGGGCUCGAUCCUAGGACCCUGAGAACAUGACCUGAACUGAAGGCAGACACUUAAUCGACUGAGCCACCCAGGUGCCCCUCAAAUAAAUAAAAUCUUAAAAAAAAAAAGAAA
This is a messenger RNA of Mustela lutreola (European mink), 4100 nucleotides long. It is a transcript of the gene UBE2B, whose product is annotated as ubiquitin conjugating enzyme E2 B. NCBI's taxonomy places the organism in Eukaryota, Metazoa, Chordata, Mammalia, Carnivora, Mustelidae. The transcript is spliced from 7 exons. Bases 143 to 601 code for a protein of 152 amino acids. Gene Ontology annotation, biological process: protein polyubiquitination; DNA repair; proteasome-mediated ubiquitin-dependent protein catabolic process. Gene Ontology annotation, molecular function: ubiquitin conjugating enzyme activity. The record is from RefSeq and is a predicted model, not a curated record. Gene Ontology annotation, cellular component: HULC complex.